Molecule: messenger RNA, 279 nt
Organism: Fusarium odoratissimum NRRL 54006
Lineage: Eukaryota; Fungi; Ascomycota; Sordariomycetes; Hypocreales; Nectriaceae
Exons: 1
Coding region: 1-279 (92 amino acids)
Source: RefSeq, a predicted model, not a curated record
AUGCCUUCCCAGGACGAAAGUAAUAUCGUUCUUGAAUUUCAAUCUAGAGUGAUGAGCACUUUCAUAUCUGACCCUGCCGCAUGGCUUCGAAGAGAGCGCUGGCAUCUCAAAAUGGAUAACAGUACGACGCAACCCCGUGGCAUUAAACUCGAUUCAAACGCCAGCCAUAGGACGGCGCCGCCGGACAGCGUCACUGAAUCCCAAGUGUCCAGCGAAGACCUAAAACUUAGUGUCGCCAGCGACCAUCAAGUCACGUUCCGAGCAUUACCAGUUACUUGA